This is a messenger RNA of Oikopleura dioica, 558 nucleotides long. The record is from the annotation of a GenBank genome assembly. NCBI's taxonomy places the organism in Eukaryota, Metazoa, Chordata, Appendicularia, Copelata, Oikopleuridae.
AUGAGCAGCACCAAGUAUCCGUCAUUUGUUUCCUUUGUUACUCCUACCAAGAAAUUACCUUUUUGCGGCGGCACGAUUCUUGAUGAAACGACUAUACUGACUGCUGCUCACUGUAGUUUAUCAUCGAAAAACGAAGUUCUCUACGGGACCAACAAGCGAUCAAGCAAGAGUACUGCAAAAAACUUGAUCGGGAUCAAAAGCGUCAAAAGCAUCGGCACAGCGCUGGGAUCAAAAGGGGGUCUUUAUAAAAAUGACUACGCGAUUGUGAAACUUGUUCAACCAAUUCCUCUUGGACGGACGGCGCAGAAAGUUGAGCUUGGGACGUUUCAAGAAUUCAAUGAUAUUCUCAUGAAGAAGAAAAAAUGCACAGUCGUUGGCCAAGGCAACACAGAUAUUGAUGGACAAUGGUCAGAUGUUCUCAAAGAAGGAACAGUUGGAGUCGCUGCCCACGAUAAGCCACCUCUACCAGUGAGAUGUUCUGACUUCAAGGCAGAUCCGAAGAACUGUAUUCUCUUCAAAAAUACCGAUAAAACAAUGUCUGGUCGGGGUGAUUCUUAG